CAUGAAACUCGAAAUUACCCUACUCAUUAGUUUCCCCGCGUUUCUCGCCAGAAGUAACAGCAAACCCCAAAUCUCCCUAAAACCCUAGUCUGAGAACUAUCAUAUAUUUCCAAUUCAAUCUCCGCCAUUGUUCCAGUCUCAGGUAUGCUCUUCAAAUCUCCUUCAAUUAAUUCUCAGAUUUUCAUAAAUUGUAAGGUUAGGGUUUGGACCCAAUUUACGGCCUCCAUUUCUAGCCUGCAAGUAGUGUGGCGGAAAGAUCACAAACUAGACCAAGCCAUAGAGAAUGAUAAACAGUGGAGGCUCUGUGCCCGGGUCGUCAAAGAGGUUUUAAACGAACCGGGUCAAGUAAUACCACUUCGAUACCUAGAAAAACGACGCGAAAGGUUACGUCUUUCGAUCAAAAUAAAAACUUUUCUCAGUCAAAAUCCGGGUCUCUUCGACACUUAUCUUGAUCGAAUCAAACCCAAAUCCGAACCCGUCGAUUUUCUUCGUGCCAGCGAUGGGCUUAGAAGGUUUUUAGAAGAAGAAAAAAGGAUUAUUCAUGAAAAUGAGCCGUUGAUUGUUGCGAAAUUGUGUAAAUUGUUAAUGAUAUCAAAGGAUAAGGUUAUUAGUGCAGAUAAAUUGGUACAUGUGAAGAGGGAAUUUGGGUUUCCAAAUGAUUUUUUGGUGAAUUUAGUACCAAAAUUCCCAGAUUAUUUUAGGUUAUCUGGGAGCCCUGGAGAGGGUAAAUCCUUUUUGGAGUUAGUUUCAUGGAACCCUGAAUUUGCAAAAUCAGUUAUUGAGAGGAGGGCAGAGGAGGAGGAGAGGGCGACAGGGAUCAGGGUUAGGCCAUCCUUCAAUGUCAAAUUGCCGCACGGGUUUUUUCUUAGGAAGGAAAUGAGAGAGUGGAUUAGGGAUUGGAUGGAGCUUGACUAUAUAUCACCAUAUGCUGAUGUUUCACAUUUGGAUCAAGCAUCUCCUGAAAUGGAGAAGAGGACUGUUGGGGUUUUUCAUGAGUUACUUUCACUCUCCCUCUUUAAGAGGGUUCCGGUGCCUAUAUUGGGGAAGUUCAGAGAAGAGUAUAGGUUUUCCAAUGCAUUUUCAAGUGUUUUCACUAGGCAUUCUGGGAUAUUUUAUUUGUCUCUGAAAGGUGGGAUAGAAACAGCAAUGUUGAGGGAAGCAUACAAGGAUGAUGAAUUGAUUGAUCAGGAUCCGUUGGUUGAGAUAAAAGAUAGGUUUCUUGAUUUGUUGGCAGAGGGUCAUAGGGAGAGUGCAGAGCAAUCGAGGUUGCAGAAGGAAGCAGUUCAGAAGGACAUGGAAAUGAUGUCAAUGAGGAUCGGUGAAUCGGAUGGACAUGAAUUUGGUGAACAGCUCUAAUAUGGAAAAAUUGCAGAACUUUUGGAAAAGAAGCAUGGUGACGGAGUUAAUCCUGUCGGGGUGAGAUGAACUAAGUCAAGUGUUAGACACUAAUCAAAUGAUGCUUCAUAUACAGCAUUUUUAAAGUUGUGCAGUUGAGAGGUAAUGUGGAACACCAUUUGAGGAGGUAUUUCACAACACUAUCCGGUGGUGUAUUAGCUCAAGCAUUUGUUUGAGAUGUAUUGGAAGCAAUGAAACAAGUGCAUUUUGUGCAAUGAAGAGGUAGAACUGAGAAUGUUUUGUCCCAUGUAAAGAGCAUUUCACCUGGUAACUAAUAAAAGAAUAGAUUAAUUUUGCUGAAUUCCUUAUGGUCCUUUUGCCUAGUUGCUCUGCUUGACUUGGUAGAAACUAUCUUUUAAAUUACUUUGGGUGUUGCAUUUUAUAAAAUUCUGUGCAUGUCUUUGGAUUUUAGCAGAAGUGAAUUGCUCUAUGUCAUUGAAUAAUUGAGGUCAUUGGUAGUGCAAAUUCAGCAUUUACAAGACAUUCCGCACUAAAAUGAUGGUGAGAAGAAACGGUUCAAUAUGAUAGCAAUUUCUGAAUUGGAUUUUCCUUGUCACUUACUAUUAAACAAGUGGGGUUUCAUGGUGUCAACAUAACUGAAUUGCUUCAUUUGUUUCAUGUGAUAAAUGUUCCUGCUUACAUGGUUGCUUAUCUUAAAGAUAGCUGGGGAAAUCUCUUCCUUCUUGUAUUCAGAUAGCCAAAAACUAAUAACUUCCUGCUUGGGGAAGAAGUCCUGCUUUACGGGCUUUCAACGUUAUCCUUUCCUUUCCCUCAUUUACAUGACAUUCAACACUAAAAUGAUGGUGAGAAGAAACAGUUCAAUAUGAUAGCAAUUUCUGAAUCGGAUUUUCCUUAUCACUUACUAUUAGACAAGUGGGGUUUCAUGGUGUCAACAUAACUGAAUUGCUUCAUUUGUUUCAUGUGAUAAAUGUUCCUGCUUACAUGGUUGCUCAUCUUAAAGAUAGCUGGGGAAAUCUCUUCCUUCUUGUAUUCAGAUAGCCAAAAAGUAAUAACUUCCUGCUUGGGAAAGAAGUCCUGCUUUACGGACUUUCAACGUUAUCCUUUCCUUUCCCUCAUUUACAUGACAUUCAACACUAAAAUGAUGGUGAGAAGAAACAGUUCAAUAUGAUAGCAAUUUCUGAAUCGGAUUUUUCUUAUCACUUGCUAUUAGACAAGUGGGGUUUCAUGGUGUCAACAUAACUGAAUUGCUUCAUUUGUUUCAUGUGAUAAAUGUUCCUGCUUACAUGGUUGCUCAUCUUAAAGAUAGCUGGGGAAAUCUCCUCCUUCUUGUAUUCAGAUAGCCAAAAAGUAAUAACUGCCUGCUUGGGAAAGAAGUCCUGCUUUACGGACUUUCAACGUUAUCCUUUCCUUUCCCUCAUUUACAUGACAUUCAACACUAAAAUGAUGGUGAGAAGAAACAGUUCAAUAUGAUAGCAAUUUCUGAAUCGGAUUUUUCUUAUCACUUGCUAUUAGACAAGUGGGGUUUCAUGGUGUCAACAUAACUGAAUUGCUUCAUUUGUUUCAUGUGAUAAAUGUUCCUGCUUACAUGGUUGCUCAUCUUAAAGAUAGCUGGGGAAAUCUCCUCCUUCUUGUAUUCAGAUAGCCAAAAAGUAAUAACUUCCUGCUUGGGAAAGAAGUCCUGCUUAACGGACUUUCAACGUUAUCCUUUCCUUUCCCUCAUUUACAUGACAUUCAACACUAAAAUGAUGGUGAGAAGAAACAGUUCAAAUAUGAUAGCAAUUUCUGAAUCACAUUUUCCUGGUUGCAUGCUUGCUUAUCUUAAAGAGAGCUGGGGAAAUCUCUUUCCUUCUUCUUGCAUUCAGAUAGCCAAAAAGUAAUAACUUCCUGCUUGGGAAAGAAGUCUUGCUUUACGGACUUUCAACGUUAUCCUUUCCUUUCCUCAUUUAUAUGACAUUCAACACUAAAAUGAUGGUGAGAAGAAACAGUUCAAUAUGAUAGCAAUUUCUGAAUCGGAUUUUCCUGGUUGCAUGGUUGCUUAUCUUAAAGAGAGCUGGAGAAAUCUAUUUCCUUCUUGCAUUCUGACAGCAAAAAAGUAAUAACUUCCUGCUUGGGAAAGAAGUCCUGCUUUACGCACUUUCAACAUUAUCCUUUCCUUUCCCGCGUUAUUUCCAAUAUUCAAUGGAAUGGAAACACUUUGCCUUCUCAAUUUUUGUCUGCCUUUUUCUGUUCUACUCACCAACAAUGGUUAUUCUGGAUAUUUAUCAUAAACAAUGCCUGAAAAUGUCUUUUUCUAUCUGAUUCACCAAGACACUGAAUAUUUAGUAAAAUUAUUGUUGGUCCUCUGGAUUUUUUUUGGGCUGUCUUUUUCAGAUUUUGAUAUCAGGCAAUUUUUUGUUGGGCUCUUUGGUUAGUGCUCCAUUUUAGGAGACUGCACUUUGGAAGGCAUAAGGCAUUGUGUUAGCACUUGCUAGUGCUGAAUUUUGGGUGUUUGCUGAAGGUCUGAAGGGUCAAGAAUCUCAUUAUUCCCGCUUCUGUGAAUGCACUUGGUGACAGUCUGGUUCACACCCUUAGCACUAAUAGAGGCCUACUUUAUAUGAUAGGGACUUUGUUAUUGCAAAAUUCCAUUGAAUGUAAGCAGAAGGCAUCUAGAAUUGCAUUUCUAUGUGACAUAGAAGGCGAAGUGCAUCUUUGGCAACACGACUGUUAAAUCGAUUUUGGAAUGAAAAUGAUUCGAAUUUUCAAUGUCUUCUCCUGGCAUUACGUUCAUCUUAGUUGUUUCAUACAAAUUGCUUGUACUGAUCAUAGUGCUACAGAAUCUAGAUCUUGGUAUAGUUGGAAGGGCUUUAGUUACUUAAUACUAUUUUAAUGAAGUUGAUCCAUUGAUGCUACUACAACAUCUUGGUGCUUGGGUUGAUUGAAAAUAUAGUCUAGGGUUCUUUUUUCCUAACUAGAAUUCUCAAUGAGAGUAAGGCAUAUCCCAAACAACCCUUUACAUGUGGUAGGAGCGAAAUAGGUAUUGAAGCACACGCUUAGAGGUUUAGUCACCACCUAACAAUUUGUCACAUAGAUUGGAUGAGGCUCCCUUUUAACCAUUUGGAAACCUAAACUUCUCCAUAAUAUGUUCUAAUAUACCAACUAAACUCUCUUUGCAAUUCCCAUCUCUUUUAUUUGCCACACAAGAACACCUAAAUAAGGGAAACAAGAAGUGUGUGAAUGCUCAAGUAUUUAAGUAGAAACAAGGACCAGUCUAGAGUUACAUGACUUCUUCCCCUCCUUGUUUCUUGGCACAAAUUAGCAUUAAGGGAAACAAGCAUGGAGACAUCCAAGAUUCUUAAAUUGAUGAUCCUGACAAUAUUACUGGUUCUCACACUGAAGGUGGAUUGCCAACUUAUGCCCCCAUCUCCCCGCCCGCUCUGCAUCUCCCAGUUUGCGCUAGUGAAUCAUGCAUGCGCAAUGCUACCAUUCAACCCAAAUCCGGCCCCAGUCCCUCCAUCGCCUGAUGAACCUGGUCAGAGUCAUGCCCAUAGCCCUGGUCAUGGUCAUGGCCAUGGUCACGGUGAAGGUCAUGGCCAUGGUCACAGCCACAGCCACAGGCAUGGAAUCAGGCACAGACACCAACAAUCCUCUGCAGAGGAGGCUUGUUGCAGGUGGUUGAAGGAGAUAGAUGAUGAGUGUGUUUGUGAUCUGCUAGCUCACUUGCCCCUUUUCCUUACGAGGCCCUCACAUUACUACACUGUUUCAGUUGACCCUUCAUGCAGUGUUACCUUCUCAUGUGGAGGGCGACUAAGGGCUUGAAUAAUAGCAUAUCUCCAUUGCCACAAGUGACUAAACACAACCAAAUGGACAAAUGAUCAUAUCUAUGCCUGCAUAAUUAUGUUUCAUGUCAUAUUUUUUAACUAUAGUAAUUGUCUUCUUCUUCUUCUUCUACUGAAUGUUCUCGGGUUUUCACUUGUUUCUCCUUUGGUCCUGCCUCAAUAGCUACAUGUAAUCCUUCAAAAAUAAAUUGAACCUUUCACUUGA
Vitis vinifera (wine grape) is the source of this 5376-nucleotide messenger RNA. Its product is annotated as protein WHAT'S THIS FACTOR 1 homolog, chloroplastic. Bases 145 to 1356 code for a protein of 403 amino acids. NCBI's taxonomy places the organism in Eukaryota, Viridiplantae, Streptophyta, Magnoliopsida, Vitales, Vitaceae. The record is from RefSeq and is a predicted model, not a curated record. Gene Ontology annotation, molecular function: RNA binding. The transcript has a single exon.